Branchiostoma floridae (Florida lancelet) is the source of this 3271-nucleotide messenger RNA. RefSeq names its product phosphoinositide 3-kinase adapter protein 1-like. NCBI's taxonomy places the organism in Eukaryota, Metazoa, Chordata, Leptocardii, Amphioxiformes, Branchiostomatidae. The record is from RefSeq and is a predicted model, not a curated record. The coding region runs from base 257 to 3196 and encodes 979 amino acids. Gene Ontology annotation, molecular function: signaling receptor binding. The transcript is spliced from 21 exons.
AAAUCCGUCACAUGACCCGAUCAGGAAGUGGGCUACCAAAAACUUUUCCAGUUCCUCCAAACUUGAAGCGUGCGGACAGAUUCGUGGAAAUUGUGGCCUUUUUCCACAGCAUGGUUGUACAUGGGGGUAAAAAUAAGUCACCAACGAAAAAUGGGUUGUUGAGUAAGGGAAUUUGAUCUCAUUCUUAGCCGUGGAACGCAGUUUGGGGACGUGAGAUAAUUUUCCAGUCACUUCCUGGUCCGAGUUUACUGCCAGGAUGGCGGGUGCUGGAGGAGAUGACUUCUAUGACUUGAGUAUAAUGUACAGCCCAGAUGGCGAACAGUGGAGCGAGUUUCUGUCCGACGUGUUCCGACGGGAGGGAGAUGCCGAGCUCAAGAUGUACUUCGAAUCAAUUGAACAACUCCCUCUACAUCACAGUCAGGAGACAGCAAUCAAGAACAGCCGCUGCCAGUUCCUUCUGGUAUCACCAGACUUUACCGACCUUUUCUCGUAUACAUCGUUCAGGGACUUAGUCCCACAGCCACAACGAGUGGUGGUCCUCCUUUGUGGUGUAGAGCACAGCCAUCUUAAAGAUAUAUUCGUGCACAUGCCUGGCUCCGAGAGGUGGACAAUCCUGUCUACAACUGAUGGUGUGCAGGCUAUUUUGGAAGGAACAUUCCAUGUGAUCAAUUCCUUUACACCAGAACCUGAUACAGAAAGUCCAUACAUGCCAAUGUCAGGGAAAUCACAAGGAGAAGUUGAUACUGGGGAUACCUAUUUGACAAUGGGUCAGUCUAACAGAGUACAAGAGGACACUUACCUGAACAUGACUGGAUCUACAGAAAUGCAUGAUGCAGAAGAACAUUUAUACCUAAGCGUUGCAGAGUCAGAAGAUGCAAAUGGACAAGAUGUCUAUGAAGACAUGGAGAGAAAGCCUCAGGGAGGUGGGGGAUUUGAUACCUACAUGAUAAGAUCUACAUCAGACUCUGGUACUGAUGACGGCCCUCCGCAGCGACCACCCAAACCUGUUCAACAAAAAUCCGGACUGGAAGGGCCAAUCAUGAGCAAAGAACUUCAGCUUGUACAGCCAUCCACUAUUAUGUCUGGGUCGGGUGAGAGAGUGGUGCUGAUCUUUAAAAACCCACUUCCUGAAGGUGGCAGCUUCACAGUGGAAUUUCAAGGCAAUAAACAGACAUCUGUUGUCACAGCUUCCAAGGAAAACCCAUACACCCUGAUCCUCAAUACCCCAGAUCACCCUCCUGAGACAACACAAGCAGUUGUGAAGUGUGACAGUAAGUUACUUGGGAAUGCCACCAUGGUAUUUGUUAGCAAAAUGCGCCGGUUGGAAGAGUUGCUCACAGAUGUCUCCAAGCCAGUUGAGUUCAUGUGUCAGUCCCUGGGUGCUGAGCCUUUGAACCUGAAGAUCCUGGACAAGAUACUGAGGGACACCUUCAAGAAACACAUGCCACCCAAGGGUCUUGGGGUAUUUGGCAUCGAUCAAGAGAGUGAGGACGAAUAUGCAUACCACCCAGAGGAGUUACCCACCCUCAUGCACUUUGUUGCCAAGUAUGGCCUGAAGGACAUGUGUGCGUCCCUGCUCCACUGCCCUGGGGCACUCAACGCCUGCAGCAUUGCUAACUGCAACAACGACUUUCCACACAACCUCGCUGAGAAAUAUGGGCACAUGGAUCUUAAGAAAUACAUCGAGGACAGGAUUGAAUUGGGAGCAAUUCUGGAGGAGGAAAUGGGCUCUGGGUACGGAUAUGUGGAUAUGGACAAGGACUUAUACAUGAAGAUGACAAGGGUAGACCCUGCAUAUGGCUACAUGGCUAUGGGGAUGGGGAAGUACUACAACACACACUCCUAUCCCCGAGAAGGGGGAUACUACAACAUUUUCGGGGGUGCAGGUUCUGUGGAGGAACAACCUGACUAUGAUCGACCCUUUCCUGUUGCCAUACCUGACCUUGAUGUUUAUGGAGAGACCUUGAUGUUUUCAAGUACUGGCUUCAUCAAGGAAGUCCUUCAGGGUCAUGAACAAGAGGCAGAGCCUGAGCCUGAAAUCUAUGAUGAUCCAGAUAAGCAUGAGCCAGCCCCACCUUUCAGGGAAAUACGCGGACCAAGUAUCACAAGGCAGAGACAUGCAAAUUCCGUCAGACAGUCACGUAUUGAAGAGCCUCCAAGUGCAACAGAAAAGCGCAGAUCACAAACACUGCCUAUUGGAUCGAGUCUCUCAUCUGCUGCUUCAGCUGCACCACACUCCUCUGGACAGGAUGACUUGGCUAUGUACACUUCAGGACAGCAGGAACUCAUCAAGCUACAGAAGGAGGUGAAGGCAGGCAUAUACACAGUGGAUGAGGCAGCCAUCAUAUUCAAAGAAUGGCAGAUGAAAGAGAGAGAUCGAGCCAUGUCAUUUGCCCAGCAGCAAAAGGAAAUGGACAACUUGCGUGCAAGUGUUCAGCGCAGGGCAAAGAAAGGUCAGCCCGAGGUCGGCCCGCCCAUCCCAAAGCAUGGGAGAGAUGACGGGAUAUAUGGCAGGGUGCUACACAAGAUCAGAAGAACCCCUAGCUAUGAGGGAGGGCAGCAAGAAGCAUUGAGCAAGCAGCAGAGAAAGACUCCAGGUAGACCUCCUUCUUCUAAACGACCUGGUGAAGGGAACAGGGAGAGCACACUGAGUAACAGUAGCUCCUCCUCUGGUGGAUCGAGGCACAGUGUGAUGAGCACUGCUAGUUUGGACAGCGGCAUGGAUGUGCCGCCAGCAGACAUUCCUGAAGAGACCCCACCUCCAAUUCCCCUGCACAUUCCUAGGAGACCCCGGCCCCUGUCUGUGAAGUUUGAUGAUGACUUCAUAGCCAGGCCUGUUCCCCCUCCCCCGGUUAGUAAGCGUCCCCUGCCCAGGGAACCUCCUUCCCCAUCUGUACCUGUAAAACCAGGCCGCCUCCAACCAAGACACACUGAACCAGAUAUGAGUCCAAGGCUUCCGCCCUCGACUGCUCCCCGACCUUCAUUACCAACAUCAAUGAGCGAAGUCAAUGCCGAGUUGGCGAAGAAAUUCGGAAAGCUUUCUUCAUCUUCGGCUGACGAUGAAAUGGGCAGUGACAGGCGUGCCUCUCCCAGAGGUUCACCCCAACAACCGUCCUCCCCAAAGCCGCCGAGACCUCCACAGCGUGGAUCCAACCCACAACCACCACCGAGGCCCCCGAGGAAGCCUAUGAACUAAGCAUCUAUCCAGGUUAGGUCAUGGACUGGAGGUGGCACUAUGUGUCUUCUACAGCUUUGUCAGAUUAAGUGCUCA